AAGGUCCUCCACGUCUUAUGGUCUCAUCCUCCUUGUCCAAUAAUUCGCCGCACUUCUCGAUAAUUGCUCACCAUGUCUUCAGACCUGAAACCCGCCGCGCUCUCCCGCCCGCCGCUGAAUUCAAUCCCGCCCCAUCUCCGCGCACGCUUUGAUCCCGAGUUCGUGCGGUAUCAUGAAGCAUACGCGGUAGGCCGCCUGCACACGCAUCAGGUCCCCAUUGCCGACUUCCGUGCCAAUCCUCGCAACUACAUCACCAGCUUCGGCAAAGCAAUUGCCGACGACACGAAUGUUGGACGGAUAAGCGACAUCGAUUGCCCUGUGGACAACGGGGAGAACCACAUCAAGAUACGAGUGUACGAGCCAAAAGACGGUGCGUCCAGGGACGCGGCCAAAGGAGGACGGCCAGUGUACGUGAACUACCAUGGCGGAGGGUGGGUCUUUGGCGACAUCGAUACCGACACGGAGCACUGCAAGCGCAUCGUCAACGGCACGGGCGCCGUAGUCUUCGAUGUUGAAUACCGCUGCGCGCCCGAGCAUCCGUUUCCUACUCCGGUAGACGACGCGUGGGCUGGUUUUCUGCACGUCGUGAAGACGCAGGCUGGGCCCUUCAACCUCGAUACGUCGCGAGUUGCAGUCGGCGGUCCAUCCGCAGGCGGGCAUCUCAGCGCCGUCGUAGCUCAGCGGGCACGCGAUGCAGGGAUACCGAUCGUGUUACAGCAGCUGCACGUGCCUGUGUGCGACAUGGAUCAUUUCGACGAGCAAGGCCGCGUGAAGAAGGAAGAAGCGCCGUACGAGAGCUAUCGCGAGAUGUACGACACAGUUACGCUGAGCGGGGAGCGCAUGGAGUAUUUCGCGCGACACUAUCUAGGCGUGCCGCGAGAGAAGAGCACGUACAAUAAUCCUGCAGUAUCGCCUAUCCGCGCGGCGUCGCUCGCGAAUCUCGCACCUGCGUUGGUCGUCACAGCCGAGUUGGAUCCACUUAGAGAUGAGGGAUAUGCGUACUACGAGAAACUGAAGGCCGCAGGCAACGACGCCGAGUACCAUAUGCUGCCCGGUCUGCCGCAUACAGCAGCAAUCCUGGACGAUAUCUGUGAGGGAGGCAAGAGGUGGAACGAAAUGGUGCUGUCGUCGCUGAACAAGGCCUACGGCAUAUCGUGACCUCCACGUCUGCGGUACAGAGCAGUCCAUAUCCCAAGAAUCAAUAUUUCUCCCCAUGACGGUAUCCUUUUGCAAUGGCGGCUGUGAGUUGAACUUUUAACAUAGCAAGCUAUACGUUGUGCGCUCUAAUUCGCAAGCUUCACAUCGCGAGCC
Messenger RNA from Paraphaeosphaeria sporulosa, 1311 nucleotides. RefSeq lists its product as uncharacterized. Lineage: Eukaryota; Fungi; Ascomycota; Dothideomycetes; Pleosporales; Didymosphaeriaceae. Gene Ontology annotation, molecular function: hydrolase activity. The transcript is spliced from 2 exons. The record is from RefSeq and is a predicted model, not a curated record. Bases 73 to 1158 code for a protein of 361 amino acids.